Molecule: messenger RNA, 594 nt
Organism: Carassius carassius (crucian carp)
Lineage: Eukaryota; Metazoa; Chordata; Actinopteri; Cypriniformes; Cyprinidae
Gene: cisd2
Product: CDGSH iron sulfur domain 2
Exons: 3
Coding region: 134-541 (135 amino acids)
Biological process (GO): regulation of autophagy; autophagy of mitochondrion
Cellular component (GO): intracellular membrane-bounded organelle; mitochondrial outer membrane
Molecular function (GO): 2 iron, 2 sulfur cluster binding
Source: RefSeq, a predicted model, not a curated record
GCCAGCCUGAGCAGCCUCUUCAACGAGCAAACGGAAACGAGCAAACGCGAGUGAACUAACGCGACGACGUACAAUGUCCCAGGAAAUAUCCUGGCUGCUGUCUCUCAAUUAGAAGCGCACAAAGUCAUUCAAGAUGGUGUUAGAAAGUAUCUCUAGGAUUAUCAAAAUACAACUUCCAGCCUACCUCAAGAAACUGCCUCUUCCGGAAACAAUCGGCGGCUUUGCGAGACUCACAGUUUCAGAGUGGCUCCGGCUCCUACCGUUAUUGGGCAUUUUGUCUCUGUUGGGUUAUCUGACCAUCCGACCCUUCCUUCCCAAGAAGAAAAAGCAAAGAGACAGUCUAAUAAAUCUGAAGAUCCAAAAAGAAAACCCUAAAGUGGUCAAUGAGAUCGACAUAGAGGACCUGAGGACUCCAAAUGUUUGCUACUGCCGCUGCUGGCGAUCUAAAACGUUUCCUGUUUGCGAUAAGUCACACAUAAAGCAUAACGAGCUGACAGGAGACAACGUUGGUCCACUUAUUCUUAAGAAGAAGACUCUGUAGCCCUCCUGCUUUGGCCCAUAUUAAAAUGGAGCGUUUUUCCACUGAAAAACCUA